Molecule: messenger RNA, 555 nt
Organism: Mesorhabditis belari
Lineage: Eukaryota; Metazoa; Nematoda; Chromadorea; Rhabditida; Rhabditidae
Source: the annotation of a GenBank genome assembly
AUGGAAACUGCUUGGGCAAACUUUUUAAAUCACAACGCAUCGGCUGAUCGAAUUCCUCCAUUUCACCAAGAGCAACAACAGUCUUCAUCAUUUGGGCAUUGGAAUGACAUCGCUUCGUUGCAUUCCACUAACGCUUGUGACACUACUCCACAUCAGCGAAUUCUACCGAUUUCUAUUUCGCCUGAAGGUGGCCAAGAGACUCUUUCCAACUCUUACACGAGCGAUUACCACAGCGGACGGUCAAGCCAAUUCAACAGCUCUCAUCCAUCCAAUAGCCUCAAUAGUUCGUCGAUUGCUUUGAGCACACUCGGUUUCGAAAAUGGGCAACGACGAGCAUCCGUAGAGCUUUUUCAAGUGAUUCGUCCACCCUAUCCCGACUAUGUGUGCCAUGAUUGUAAAGGAGAGUUUGGACAUCAUUGGCGAAAGGAUUGUCCAAAGCAUCGAGGUCGUAUCAUGCACACGUCGUAUCAAGGAAAUCUUAGAAGUAUUGCUUGGCCUGGUCCGAGUCCACUCAGCGAUGCCAGCUGUGUCACAGGAGUGUGUGGCCAUGCAAGA